AUGUUGAACGGUCUGUGGAAAAAUCCUCCAAUUGGUGAGAGAGAUUUCAUGCAAGUGAUCCAGCGGCUUUUGGGUGGUGAUGCUCCGCCGAACAAGGUGCAAGAGGUCAAGAAUGAGUCUUACGCGAAUCUGCAGGUGUUGCAGCGCAACGAAUCAAUGCGGCUGUUUGCACCGAAUCCAAAUGCACCGGACAAAAAGCCGGUGUACGAAAUUGUACUCGAACGGCCACACUCGGAGACGAUCAAUACUUCCUAUAGUUUAUACCGUGCUCCGACGCAAGCGGCAGCGGAAGAAAAGUUCGAAGCCUUCCAUCAACGAUUACCUGAGUUGGUGAAAAUAGUGCGGGAGAUGUACAACAUCAACGGCUUGCAAAAGAUUUGCGACAUUUUGAUCGAAAACCCUUCCUGGUCGCUGGCGCACAUAAUAGCCCAUUUUAAUUUGACCGAAUACAUCCCGAACCCCAGUAUAGUGGAUUUUCUCGAUUAUGCCGAGUACUCGGAAAUGAUGACCCCGCUGCAGGUGGCGGUAAAGGCGAACAACUUGGAGUUUGUCAAAUCGCUGGUCAGCAUGUGCAACUUGGAGCAUCUCGACAAAAACAGCAACUCAGUGUUUCACUAUGCUGCCAGCACUACCAAAGAAAUGAUUAAUUUAUUAACGGCUAAAAGUACUUUAAAUCUCAACCACUGUAACGCCGAUGGGUACACACCUCUGCACCUGUCCUGUUUAGCUGAUAAACCGGAUUGCGUGAAGGCGCUCCUUCUGGCUGGGGCCGACACGAAUAAAAGGGCUCGCUGUGCCGGCAAUUCGCACAGCAAGUCAAUUCCAUCGAGUAAUGUGGCCGACUUUCUGGCAAGCAACCCGAACAAGCUCUUUACACAGGACAUGAAGCACGGUGGCACUCCUCUGCAUUGGAGCUCGAGUCGGGAGGUGUUGAAUUCAUUAAUUGAGCGUGGAUGUGACGCGAAUCUGAUCAACUUUAAUGGCCAGACGCCGCUUCACGUAAUGGUGGCCCGCGAUCGUUUGGAGUGUGUAGUUGCACUUUUGGCCCACGAAGCGGAGAUCGAUGUGGUCGACAAUAGUGGCAACACACCGUUGCACAUCGCGGUAGAGAAGAAGCUGAUACCGAUUGUCCAGUGUUUGGUGGUGUUUGGCGCCGACAUAAACAAAGCAAACAAGGACGGCAAAACCCCCCGCCACAUGGUCGGACGAGACGAUAACGGCUCUAAGGAUGCAAUGAUACUGUACAUUCUCCAUUCAGUCGGUGCUAAACGUUGCCCGGCCGACAAAGCUACCAAAUGUCCGCCAGGGUGUUCGACGGGCGGUGCCUACAAUGGAGUUCCACCGGCUGAACCGGAAACGAGUGAACAACGCGAACAUAUACAACAAGUAGUGAACAUACAUGCCAGUACGAUAACGAAACCGCACCGGAACAGUGUGCCGAGUUUAGUGUCGAACGCCAUCCGCCAGGCGAUUCACGAGGAACGGCCUGUCCCUGAGCCGGUAAAGACCAUUGACGUUAGCCAGGAGCGGAAGGGAGCGAGCAUGAUGGAUGCGAUUCUGUCGAUGUUUAUGAGCAAGAUGGACAGCGUGUCGAAACCUACGUCACCAACCUCUACCUCGUCGUCAUUUAAGGCCUCCAGCGCAGAAACGGGAAAGCCGCAACAACGGUCACGUACCCCAUGUGAAGCUGGUUCGAGUAGUGGCAACGAAAACAGUCCACCGCACGUCGGUCGAGGUCGUCUGCUGUGCUUGGAUGGUGGCGGAAUUCGUGGUCUAGUGUUGGCGCAGAUGCUGCUCGAAAUCGAACAGCUCUCGCAGACACCAAUUAGCCAUCUGUUCGAUUGGAUUGCUGGCACCAGCACGGGUGGCAUUCUGGCGCUGGCCGUCGGUUGUGGCAAAACAAUGAAACAGUGCAUGUGUUUGUACCUACGAAUGAAAGAUCAAGCGUUCGUGGGUUCGCGACCGUAUCCGAGCGAUCAGCUGGAAAGCGUUUUAAAGGAACAACUGGGCGAGUUCACCGUCAUGACGGACAUCAAGCAUCCGCGAUUGAUGGUGACAGGCGUAAUGGCCGAUCGGAAACCGGUCAACUUACAUCUGUUCCGCAAUUAUGAAUGUGCCAGCGACAUCAUGGGCAUUGUGACGCCUUCCAACAAUCGUUGCACUCCACCACCACCACCUUGCGACCAAUUGGUUUGGCGUGCGGCACGGGCUACCGGGGCCGCACCGUCGUACUUUCGGGCUUUUGGACGUUUCCUGGAUGGUGGGUUGAUUGCGAACAAUCCGACGUUGGAUGCGAUGACAGAGAUACACGAACUUAAUGCCGCCCUUCAUUACACGGGCCGUUCCGCCGAAGCCGUUCCUGUUUCAGUAGUGGUUUCACUGGGUACCGGUUUGACGCCGGUUGUGGAUUUGAAGGAAAUUGAUGUGUAUCGUCCGGGAGGUAUUUGGGACACGGCAAAGGUGGCCUACGGAAUUUCCACCAUCAGUACUCUUCUGGUUGACCAGGCAACUGCUUCCGACGGGCGCGUGGUGGAUCGAGCCCGUGCCUGGUGCAGCAUGAUCGGAGUACCGUACUUCCGUUUCAAUCCGCAGAUGUCGGUGGACAUUGCAAUGGAUGAAAAAAUUGACGAACCCCUUAUCAAUAUGCUGUGGGAGGCGAAGGCAUAUAUGCACAGCAAUCGCAAACAGGUUAUUGAACUGAUAAAUCUAUUGAAAUAGGUGUAGCAUCAACCAAUGCAAAUGAAUAGAUCCACCUUUAGCACUACAACCACCAACAACCUACAAACAGAGCCCACCAGAAAACCAGAGAAAGAGCGGACAGUUUUUUAAGGCGUUUUCCAGGCUUAUCACACACACGCACUUGUACACCUCAUCGUAGUUCAUCGACUGCCUAUAAUCGUACUGAAAUUGUUGACAAUAUUCUUAGCAAAAUUGAGCGAAAUCGAAUAGUCGCACAAGGUGUGAGCGAUCAUUGAGGUGUUCGUUAAGGGAUUGUAGCAUCGAAUAGCCGCUAGUGGACAGUCGGUAAUAAGGACAUGUAGUGUCCGUGUUCUCCCGUGAACAGAUGAUCUUGUUUUACAUAGCGCGCUGGUUAAACUACUAUAAAGGGAACAAUUUGCUCCCUUGCUGAUGAAUGUCCAAAGCAGAAGAGGUUUAAAUAAUUAUUAUGUUAGUUAAAAACAAAUCAAAGAUCCUAAUGGAAUCUGUAUUCUGUAUUCGUUUUAGAAGUCACUUCUGUCUGACAUUUGCAUGCAGGGUAGCAGCAAUAUUUUAAAGACGUGCUGAAACCCUCUGCAAAACUGCGACAUGAAUUAUCUAAACGUAGGAAAUUGCAGUUCCAUUUUUCAUUACUACUCCUCAUUAGCUUCUUCGAAUAGGCAAGUACUACACACUCCAUAGUGGUUUCAAUUAGGUAAUUUUUAUCUUGAUUGGAAGUAAAACUUCUUAACGGACGGACGCACCAAAUAUUGGACUCGAGUCAUACUACGAUAAAUGCAAAUAUAAAUUAAACAGUAAUUGUGGGUUAAGGUGUAUCAAGGGUUGUUUAUGGGAAAACUUGAAUGUUACGUUACGUAUAAGCUACGAAGAUGCUAAAUUCUCUUGUACAUGAAACGUAAGAUCAUCCGGCGGCACCACAAGGGUGGUUGCGAUAUAGUUAAGGUAUUUUUGUGCAGCUUGAAUAUACAAAUAAAA
Anopheles cruzii is the source of this 3693-nucleotide messenger RNA. RefSeq names its product 85/88 kDa calcium-independent phospholipase A2 (gene iPLA2-VIA). Gene Ontology annotation, cellular component: mitochondrion. Bases 1 to 2718 code for a protein of 905 amino acids. Lineage: Eukaryota; Metazoa; Arthropoda; Insecta; Diptera; Culicidae. The transcript is spliced from 12 exons. Gene Ontology annotation, biological process: positive regulation of ceramide biosynthetic process; lipid metabolic process. The record is from RefSeq and is a predicted model, not a curated record. Gene Ontology annotation, molecular function: protein binding.